AUGGAAAAAUCUCACAGUGCGUGCAAGAAUUGUGUUAUAGAUCAUUAUUGGCACCACAUGGACGAUCAUGGAAAGAGUUUCAUCAAGGUUAUGAUUGGUGAUUUCAAAAAUGGACUGACCAUACCAGAGAAGUUUGCACAAAAUUUUAGAGGACAUAUACCUGAAACAAUAAACCUUGAAACUCGUAAUGGCAACAGAUACAAAGUUCGACUUGUCAAGGAACUAAACAAUCUUGUCCUGCGAUCUGGAUGGGCAAAAUUUGCCAGUGCUUAUGAACUUGAAAAGGGUGACAUUUUGGUGUUCAUAUAUAGUGGAAACUCCCACUUCAAAGUUUGGAUUUAUGAUCCAAGUGCUUGUGAGAAAGAAUUAUCCUGUGCCAAUAUGGAACAGUUUCCUUAUGUGCAAGAAAGGAGCAUAUCUUAUGAUAAUCAUACACGACUGCGAAAAAAAGCAAAGUCAGCUAAUCGGUAUGUUGAUAGCUCUAGUUACAGUAGGGAAACUCUAGAGAUAAGUCCAGCAAGAUCUUCAUGGAAAUCAACUGAAAAUGUCUCAUCUUCAGAAGAACAUGAUGAACCCGUCAAUUCAGACUGCACCCAGAAACCAACCAAGUCUUUCUGUGACUUACCAAGGAUGUGCAGCAUGACCAAUGCGCAAAAGGCUGAAGUGAAUGCUCUUGAGAAGAAAAUUCAGCCUCAGAUUCCAUUUUACAUCACAACCAUAGACAAAGCAAGUGUGACUAAUGGAUCACUGACCAUCUCGAAGGAUUAUGCUGUCAGAUAUCUUCUUCACGAAAAUGAGACCAUCAAACUCUGUCAUUCUGGACGUAGCAUGACAUGGGAUAUCAGUUUGGACAUUGAAACUGAUGAUCAGUAUGCCAUUUCAACUGGUUGGUUGGACUUCAUUCGCGACAAUCAUUUGCAAGAAGGUGAUACCUGCGUAUUCGAAGCAUCAAAAAACAAAAGGGAAGUUGCAUUGAUAUUUCAUCCUCUUAAGCAAAGCCUUCACUCAAAGCCACCAGGAUAUGCUCCUUCCACCAGGUGUCCUAGGAAUGGAAUUAGUAAGCCUAACUACAUUGUGACAAAGUUUACCACUCUAUCUGGUAAACUUGAGAGAGAAGUGGAAGCCAAAGUACAAGCUAUUCAAUCUGAAAUACCCAUUUUCGUAGCUGUCAUGCGGGACAGCUGCAUCAGAGGCAAUGCAAGCGUUCUGUGCUUCAAUGCAAAAUAUGCUGCUGAGUAUCUCCCACGAGAGAGCAAAACUAUGAGGCUUCUGCUGCCCAAGAAGAAAUACAAGUGCAAGGUUGCAUUCCAGAUCAAUCACAGAGUUCAUAAGCUUGUUGGAGGUUGGAGGAAAUUCAUUGGCGACAACAAAUUAAAAGUAGGUGAUGUCUGCCUCUUCCAGCUGAUGAAGAACGAGAAGCUCACGAUGUUGGUCCAUAUCAUUCGAAAAUCUGAAUAUUGCUGAUCCCAUCUGUUGCUGCUCUUGGUGCUGAUGUCCUUUUAUGUAGCAAUAGCUAAUGGCAGUGCUUUUGUGUUAGAAUUGCUAAUGCUCGAAAACCUGAAUAUUGCUGAUCCAUCUGCUGCUGUUGGUGCUGAUGUCCUUCUAUGUAGAAAUAGUUAAUGGCAGUGCUUUUGUGUUAGAAUUGGUGAUGCUUGUGGGCUAGCUUGCCAGCCUGAAUCUGAAUGCAACGAGCUACUGCCUCC
This is a messenger RNA of Oryza brachyantha (malo sina), 1703 nucleotides long. Its product is annotated as B3 domain-containing protein LOC_Os12g40080-like. The transcript is spliced from 6 exons. The record is from RefSeq and is a predicted model, not a curated record. Bases 1 to 1464 code for a protein of 487 amino acids. Gene Ontology annotation, molecular function: DNA binding. NCBI's taxonomy places the organism in Eukaryota, Viridiplantae, Streptophyta, Magnoliopsida, Poales, Poaceae.